Messenger RNA from Lingula anatina, 1145 nucleotides. RefSeq names its product ras-related protein Rab-8A. The record is from RefSeq and is a predicted model, not a curated record. Gene Ontology annotation, molecular function: GTPase activity; GTP binding. Lineage: Eukaryota; Metazoa; Brachiopoda; Lingulata; Lingulida; Lingulidae.
AGUAAUACAGAGGGUGUUCCCUGUCGGACAUACGGACAGACAUGGCGAAAACCUAUGAUUAUCUUUUCAAGCUUCUAUUGAUUGGUGAUUCGGGGGUCGGGAAAACUUGCGUUCUUUUCAGAUUCUCAGAGGAUGCAUUCAACUCCACAUUCAUUUCCACUAUAGGAAUAGAUUUUAAGAUCAGAACAAUAGAACUGGACGGGAAAAAGAUCAAGUUACAGAUAUGGGACACAGCAGGCCAGGAGAGGUUUCGUACAAUCACCACAGCUUACUACAGAGGGGCCAUGGGCAUUAUGUUGGUAUAUGAUAUCACAAAUCAAAAGUCUUUUGAGAACAUAAGGAAUUGGAUCAGGAACAUUGAGGAGCAUGCCUCACAAGAUGUAGAAAAGAUGGUCCUUGGAAACAAAUGUGACAUGAAUGACCGGCGGCAAGUUUCAGAGGAUAAAGGGAAACAGCUAGCAAUAGAAUAUGGAAUCAAGUUCAUGGAAACCAGUGCCAAAAACAGCAUAAAUGUAGAAAAUGCAUUUUUCACAUUAGCAAGGGACAUAAAAGCCAAAAUGGACAGAAAAUUGGAAUCCUCAAGUCCAAGUGGGAAAUCUGGUGGGCAAAAACUUGUAAAAGAAGAAAAGCCUUCUGAUAAAAGACGGUGGAGAUGUGUUAUUCUAUGAUCACAAGGCUUAGAAUUCCAUGAACUUAAAGAAUCAGAAAAAUUAUAUAUAUUUUAAAAAACUUUUUGCCAACGUGACUCAGAUGCUGUAAUAUUUGUACUGUAAUGCAGGCAUGUUGUCUACUUAAUUUUGGAUGGUUAUGAGCAUGAUUUGUCUUGUAUAGUGGUAUUUUAUAAAGAUAUUAUAAUUAUAUAUACUAUAUACUGGACAGAUUUUACAAAGUUUUGAAGAGGUUUGGUGAGUGUGAAUUAGUUACAGAUGAUGGUAUUUGGUGAUUGUGUUUUGCUUCGAAUUUAAAAGAACAAAAACUGCUUGUAUUACCAUUUUCCAGCCAGCAAUAUCUUAGCAAACUCCACAGGUUAUUUUUAUUUUUUAUUUAUUUAUUUUUUAAUUUCACUUUACGAUGAACCUUGGUAAAGCAAAGGCUCUGAAUCUUAUGAAAGAUGUUAUUUUGAAUAAAAACUUUUACAAAGACCA